Molecule: messenger RNA, 2217 nt
Organism: Cladophialophora carrionii CBS 160.54
Lineage: Eukaryota; Fungi; Ascomycota; Eurotiomycetes; Chaetothyriales; Herpotrichiellaceae
Exons: 2
Coding region: 1-2217 (738 amino acids)
Biological process (GO): maturation of SSU-rRNA from tricistronic rRNA transcript (SSU-rRNA, 5.8S rRNA, LSU-rRNA)
Cellular component (GO): nucleolus; small-subunit processome
Molecular function (GO): rRNA binding; U3 snoRNA binding
Source: RefSeq, a predicted model, not a curated record
AUGGCUGGAUUUCGGCAUCGCAGAGGAGGCAAGCCUGCUGGCAAGGGCCGUGGAGGGAAGAGAGGCCCCGUAACGCAGCAGCAAGACCAGUUCAAGGCUUCGCGUCUGAGAGAAACCGCAGAUGAGGAGACACAAAUUGGCGCCGAAAGCGAAGAAGACCCCUUAGAAGUUGUGGACCAGCUCGAGUCCGACCAAGAUGAAGACGUCCAGUCCGCCAGUGAAGACGAAGCCCCAUCCUCGGACUCCUAUGGCCUGUUACUGCAAUCACUUAAUGCAGCAAAGGAGACCUCUGAGCCCCCAAGGAAGAGGAGAAGGUUCACCGAGAGUGAUCGUACUGGAGGGCCCGUGAAGGGCGAAGAUACGAAAAGUCAGCAGCCCGGUCAGGACCAGACAGUGCAGGCCGAAGAACAGCUUCUCGAAUUAGAAGAGGAUGUGGAGGCGGAUGAAGAGGCCGCCCAAGCUGCAGAGGCUGACUCGGACGACGAGGAAGUACUAUUGCGAGACCCUUUUGAAUUGCACUAUGCAGCAAGAACGGAGCAAGAUCUCAAAUCUGCGGUUGGACAAGUGGAUGACAAGCAAUGGGAGACUUCCUCAUCAGUUUUGGAUCCGGAUAUACGCCGCACAGCCAUUUGCAGGAGAGGAACGCCAGCGGAGGCGGCUGAAUUGAGAUCGACAAAGGACGCCUAUCUGAAGCGCAGGCUCAUUGACGGCGGCACGAAAGUCCUCUCGAGGCUCGCCGCGGAGGAGAGGGAUGUGGCAGGGUCGAUAUUCAACUAUGCCGAUGUGCUGAAUGGCUGCCGCAACCUCCAGAAUGCGACCCGACUACGGGACUUGUCUUGCCUCCAUGCCCUGAACCACGUCUUCAAGACCAGAGAUCGAGUGUUGAAGAAUAAUGCCAAAUUGGCCGCCCAGUCCGCUGAGGCUCCAGAUCUUCGCGAUCAAGGUUUCACGAGACCGAAAGUCCUCAUCAUCGUGCCAACGAAGCAAGCAUGUGUCAGGGUGGUCGACAGCAUUACAAAGAUCAGUGAGCCGGACCAGCAAGAGAACAAAGCACGCUUCCUAGAGACGUACUCUCGUGAAGGCGAGGAUGAAUGGCACGACAAGCCCGAUGACUUUCGAGCACUAUUCGGCGGCAACCACGAAGAAGACUUCCGCAUUGGCCUGAAGUUCACCCGUAAGACGAUCAAAUUCUUCUCCGGUUUCUACAACUCGGACAUCAUCAUCGGCUCGCCUUUAGGCUUGAUGCGCACGAUCACCACAGGCGGCGGCAAGGACAAGAAGAAAACCCACGACGCGGACUUCCUCUCUUCCAUUGAGAUUGUGAUUGUGGACCACGCCAACGCCCUUCAAAUGCAGAAUUGGCAACAUGUCGAUUACGUCUUCUCUCAACUCAAUCUCCUUCCCAAGGAUUCUCAUGGCUGCGACUUCUCCCGCGUCCGCCACUGGUAUCUCGACGGCCAAGCGAAGUACCUCCGCCAGACGAUCAUCCUCGCCGACUACCUCACCCCCGAGAUAAAUGCCCUAGCCUCUACGCAUCUGCACAACAUCACCGGACGAGUGAAAUACGUUCCGACCUACCCUGGGGCCAUGCUGUCCGUCUCUUCACUCGCCCUUCCCUUCCCAUUUACACCCCCGAUCCCCCAAACCUUCCUGCGCAUCCCGUCUCCGAACCCGGUCUCCGACUCUGACGCCCGCUUCAAGUUCUUCACCACAACGAUCCUGGCCCCCUUGCUCCGCGAUUCACGCCAUCAACGAGGACUUCUCCUCUUCGUGCCCACGUAUGCGGAUUUUGCGCGUCUGCGGAACCACUUGUCGACAUCGUCCGACGCGGCGAGUCUCUCCUUUGGAAGUCUUUCGGAAUAUACCCCCGUUAAGGAGGUGCUGCGCGCACGCUCGCACUUCCUCUCCGGACGGCACGCCCUUCUGCUGUACUCGGAGCGAUCGCACCACCACUUUCGUUACAGGAUCAAAGGCGUGCGCAAGAUUCUGUGGUACGGACUGCCUGAAAACCCGCUAUUCUGGGCCGAGAUCAUCUCGCUGCUCGGGCUCGGGAGUGCUAAGGACGGUGAUGUUGGGAGGGGAAAGGGCAGUACGAAAGGCGUGAUCAGAGCGCUGUUUUCCAAGUGGGAUGCCUUGAAGCUGGAGCGCAUUGUUGGCACAGAGAGAGUGGGCAGAUUGAUCAACGAUCGUGGAGGCGAUACUUUCGAGUUCGUCUAG